Molecule: messenger RNA, 587 nt
Organism: Pelodiscus sinensis (Chinese soft-shelled turtle)
Lineage: Eukaryota; Metazoa; Chordata; Testudines; Trionychidae
Source: RefSeq, a predicted model, not a curated record
AUGAAGUGCAAAGAGACGUUCUACCUGCACAAAGGGAAGUGCCUGGGCACGUGCCCACCGAACACCACGGCCCGGCCCAGCACCCGGGAAUGCCAGGAGAUGUGCGAGAUGGGGCCCUGGAGCGAAUGGAGCCCCUGCAGCCACGAGGGGAGAACAUGCGGCUGCAAGUGGGGAGUGGAGACCCGGAUGCGCGAAGUCGUCCAGAGUGCCAAAGAGGAGGCAGUGACCUGCCCGGCCCUGCUGGAAUCCAGGAAGUGCCGAAUGAGGAAGUACUGUCCUGGAGAGAAGCCGGAGAGCAUCAAGAAAAUGAAAAGGGAAAAGAAACAGAAGAAGCAGAAGGCAGAUUUGCUGGCGGGCACCUAGCCAGCGCCCUGGCAGGUCGGACUGCGGGAGUCCGUGUUGCCGGGGCCUCAUGGGAGCACCAUCGGACACAGAAGGAGUCUUCACCCUGGAGGUCUCAGCAGCAUUUUUCCUUCUUGGCUUUUCUUUCUCCCCCUUUUCCUCCGAAUAUUGCACAGUCCCCACCCCCGCGCUUCUUUAGAGGCUGUUUGCAGCCCGUAAAACAUUUCCCCUUCCGAAGUUCGGAU